Messenger RNA from Zingiber officinale, 309 nucleotides. RefSeq lists its product as uncharacterized. The record is from RefSeq and is a predicted model, not a curated record. The transcript is spliced from 2 exons. NCBI's taxonomy places the organism in Eukaryota, Viridiplantae, Streptophyta, Magnoliopsida, Zingiberales, Zingiberaceae. Bases 1 to 309 code for a protein of 102 amino acids.
AUGUGGAUGAUCAUCAAGACUGGCAUCACACUCCCACUCGACGGCACGGGAAAACUAGUUUCAUGCGAGAACUGGGGCACAUGCAUAAUAAAGAAGGUUGAAGCCAACGCUAAAGAAACAUGCACUCUUAAAUGUGGACUGACAAAGGAAGAGUUAAACCGAGUCGACCCAUUCUCAAGUCCGAAAGAGCUGUGGGAAAAACUGAUCAAGCUACACGAGGGCACUUCUAAUACAAAGGAAGGUGAGUCGGUGAGCCAACUUCAUGCUCGUAUACAAGACCUCCUCAAUUGCCUCCACACCAUCGGAUAG